AUGAAAAGGGGCAUUGCAAACCCACAAGAACUUCGGCGAGACUACAAGGACCGGACAUGCCGGCUUCCACGGGACCGACCGCUGAGCCAAUCAUUGAUGACACACCUCGCGACGACGCAGCUCCCUUCCAUCAAACCAGUCGUCUCUGCUCCAUUUUCCCCAACUCAAUCUCUAGUUGAGCCUGCUGUGCUCUCUGAACCCUCUGGACCAGCUUUGGCAGUGUCUUCACCUCCUGCUGCCUCCACAGCUUCCAAUAAAUGCCCCACAGAUGACCAGAAUUCUCUGCUUUUGGCACACGCCACCCUCAACAGCUGCUGCACCCAUCACGCCGGCGUCAACAAGUCCCAUCGUGACCCAGCCUCUGCACCUGCCAUCCUACCUGAACCGACUUCCGCGUCCCAGGUAGCAUCUGGCGCCAUUCUGGCAGGCUCACUCGACAAUGGGGGAGAGCCAAUGGACGUCAACGCUGAUUCAAGGGCCCAUGACGCAAUUCCUGCCCCGACCUGGAUGUGUGAUGUUAACAUGUCAAAAUACUUGUGUGACGUUUCAAAGGAAGGGGCAUGGCAGAAGCUCAUAGACACCCUCUUUCUGUUCAAGGCGAUAAAUACGGCUACUGGGAAAUUACCGACCACCUCACGUCCUGAUGAGGUUGCGUCGUGGAUCAAAAGCAAGAAGAAGGACACGCCACGCGAAGUCAACCCCGAUUCCUAUGGGUCUUCCUUUAUGGCUUGGUGGAUCGCCAUUCAACCGGAUUGGAGACUCAAUGAUGACACUUCCUUCAACUAUGUGGUACCAGCUACUGAGGACUGGCGCCAACUCCAUAAAGGUGGAUCGGCAGGGCUCUAUACCAUUGUAGUAGCCCUCUCAUGGUGGAUCAAGGCAUUAUCUGCAGAGACCAACUCCUCGCGCGCGUGGUCUGCUGUUCGUGAUGUUCAGUGGGUAGUUGACCAGAUUUAUAAGAAGGUCAAGCCUGUUCCUCAAACUCAUGCCGGUUGUGUUUCUCAUUACAUUCCUUUUUUGCUGUGCAACCCUGUCACGUGA
This is a messenger RNA of Laccaria bicolor S238N-H82, 1041 nucleotides long. RefSeq lists its product as uncharacterized. The coding region runs from base 1 to 1041 and encodes 346 amino acids. The transcript has 4 exons. Lineage: Eukaryota; Fungi; Basidiomycota; Agaricomycetes; Agaricales; Hydnangiaceae. The record is from RefSeq and is a predicted model, not a curated record.